AUGACGAGCUCACAACGCAAGCAAAACAGAAGGGACUGCUCACAGGCAUGGAUAUCGGUGGCGCUCAAUAGUGAGCGCCCUUUUCCGUACUAUGCUGUUGCAGCAUUGUACGCGGCACCCUUCGUGAGGAGCAGUUUUGAGCUGGACGUUUUCUCAGCAUUCAUGCUACUUCUCGGAGCGCUCCACAUUCAGGUGGAGCGUGUGGCUCAGACAGAGCCUCACGCCUUCGAUCGCAAGGAUCAAGACAGCAGCAGCUCGGGACUGUCUGAGGUCGCCUCAGCAUUCAGGAAUUCGGUGUCAAACCUGCGAUUCUUGGCUGGAUCUCGCCUGCAAAGAGCUGGGGAGGCAGUGGGCCGAACUGAGUCGAAGUCUCUGAAGGAGGCGAUCGAAGAAAAGGUAGCAGAGCAGAAAGCAGAAUUGAGAGAUCUGGCAGAGACAACGGAGGUGGAGCUGGAACUCUUUGAUGAGAGGCUGAAAAACCGAGAAGACAGGAGGAAGUGA
Molecule: messenger RNA, 501 nt
Organism: Ostreobium quekettii
Lineage: Eukaryota; Viridiplantae; Chlorophyta; Ulvophyceae; Bryopsidales; Ostreobiaceae
Source: the annotation of a GenBank genome assembly